Messenger RNA from Boeremia exigua, 7188 nucleotides. RefSeq lists its product as uncharacterized. Gene Ontology annotation, biological process: protein deubiquitination. The transcript is spliced from 5 exons. Gene Ontology annotation, molecular function: cysteine-type deubiquitinase activity. NCBI's taxonomy places the organism in Eukaryota, Fungi, Ascomycota, Dothideomycetes, Pleosporales, Didymellaceae. The coding region runs from base 487 to 7188 and encodes 2233 amino acids. The record is from RefSeq and is a predicted model, not a curated record.
CGACAGUCAACGUGCUCGCUACAACGACACGCACGAUUUCCUCAACCGCUCCACCAAACACCUCCAAAACACGCGUUUCUCGUAACAACUUCAAUUCCUGACGUUUGCGCAAUUGUUCGCCAGUAGACCUGACACAUUAAGUUCCCAGUGGUGUCUGUUGAUUGCCUUCACAACCCAGUUUUGCAGUACACAUCUCGUACACGGCUUGCAGCGCCUGUCGAAUUUCACGUUACGUUCCAGUAUUUGCCAACAGCAAUCGCCUUCUAGUCCUCACAUUAGGUCUGCCGUUCUGAAUCACACUCCGAAACGUCUCAAACCACGAACAGCAUUACAACAGAGGGAUACAACGUCGGAUGAGCUUUAAGGGCGGUGGAAGUGGUGGAGCUGCCGAUUAAAGGGAGGGGAAUCAGCUGGCAGGAGAGCAGCGGCGAUACGGGGGCUCUUGUUGGUUGAGCGUCCCCACCAAGGGAUGAUAGCCUGGAAGGAAUGGACCCGGAGAGUGUAGUGUUCCAGCCCCGCGACGACUUCUGGCAGUUUCAAGGCGAGAUGCUGCGGGUGCAACAAGCCCAGGCCGAGCUGACAGACCGCGUCGCCCGCUUAGAACGCAAGCAAGAUGACGAUUCUCGUUUGAAGAACGUUUGGGGAACGUCCUCGCCAUUUCCUUCCGUACUUGGUGGCACCCCGCAGCAAGUUCCUUUACAGCAACCUACAGCCGAGCAUUUCUCCAAUUUCGACGAUGACCAGUCCAGUAACCUCAUCGGCAACCUCCAGCUCGACGCCGACGAUGAGCCUCGACGAGUAGGGACAACAUCUCGUGCCAACAGCGUUCGAUUUGACGAGACAGCGAACCACGGGCACUGGGCUCAUGCGUCAAGAACUUCGCUGGAGCUCUUACCCCGCUCUAGCAGUAGUCUCGGCGGGCAUGCCUUGAGUGAACGCAGCUACUCACACAAGUCGGAUGGCAGACAGAGCUCAGCGGGCCAAUCUGUUCACUCGGUUACAUCAGGACGAGCUAAUAGCCUCACAAGUUACGGUCCGGCAACACCAGUGGAGAUCCCAGGUCUGGCACCCGGUCUCUUCAUACUCGGCUCUGUACCUUCCAUUAUACGUUGCUGGCUCGACACUAACUUCAGACACGAUACCCUGUUGUAUGCUGCUAUUUGUAGUGGCUCGCAUACAUCUUAUCUAGAUUUGCAUCUCAUCAAUCACCUCGAGUUCCAGGACCAGAUCACUCGAAGCGACGAUGGCACGAGGAAGAUCAAACUGACAGUAUAUCUUCCUGAAGCUGUUCCCAUCUUGACUUCAACUCAGUCUGAAAGCCCUGCUCCUCAGCUUCCUUCGAUUACUGUUGAAUUUACCGUGGUCGAUGAAUACGAUGAGGCUACGCCAAAGGCUGUUCAGAUUGUCAUUGGGAGCGACCUGCUUCGAGCACACAAUGCCGACGUGCUCUUCUCCACCAACCAAUUGAUCAUGUACGAUGACGACCGUAGCAAGCUCCAGGUCCCACUCGUGCGACCAGAGGACGAAAGCGCUUUCAAGUCUCUGUCGACUUCGCAUGGAAUCCGUCACACCGUCGAACCAGGUUCGGCAUCAAAGACUGCAGCGAUGAGUACACCGAUACCAGUCGAACCCAAGGUGAAGUUUCUUGACUUGACCGAGACAGGAAAUGUAGUUGCGCAUAGUGCUGCAGAGGCUGGUACCGCGGAUGGUUCUGAUGAUGGCGGUUCGAGCGGCCGGAGGAGCCUCGACCAGCGGCUCCACCCCGUUUCGACAACUUUCAGUCGGUCUGAGUCCAAGGAUGCGCCUCUUCCAAGUCCUGUCACAGCGGCACCACGCCCUGGGCCUCCACCUGCUACGCUCAGCAGCUGGCGGCGUGAUACAAACGAGAAGACAAACAGCGGCUCGCUGGACUGGGCAAACGUGGGUAGAACCACUGCGGCUCCGUCCGGCCAGCCGCGUCGUGAGAUCAAGGUAUUGCGGCCGUCAAGGUCGUCAUCACGAACGUUCUCUUCAUCGACUACUGCAGCUGGCACUGGACAGUCGCGCUAUUUCGACGACGGCAAAAGGAAGGAUGAUGAAGCAGUAACAGGCGCACCUGCACCGUCUCUCAGCCGGGCAAUGUCAGGCGAGAAGGAAGAGAACCAGCACUCCGGCACGAAGCGCCCUGCCAAUCCCGUGGGUGGUGCUUCUGCUUUCGCUUGGCUCAAGGGUGGAUCGAGGUGUCAAACGGCCAAGCACUGGUCAUCGACACGGUGUCUGGCCGGGCACAGGCCUGCGAUUUCUUCAAACCACACCGCCCCUGCACGCUCUGCCCCGCCGAUUACGCUUACCCGACACAUACACCGCCUCCUGCCUCACUUUCCGCGCGAGCAGCUCGCCCACCACUGGCGCCGGCACGCGUUCCCCCAGCACCGGCCAUUCUUCGCCCGCCUUGUCUGUCUUGGAGCUGUCGAGGCUCCGGGCAGGCCUCAGAGCUUCACAACGGCCUCCACCAAGAAACGGAAGACGGUGACCGCCGCGCAAACCAGCAGCUCACAGUCCGGGCUGCGCAAAUCCUCGCCGUCCUCGAAUGAGGGCUCGCCCGCCGCUUCGCUUCGCUCGUCCCCGCAUCCAUCGACAUCACCGCCGCCGCGCUUUCUGCCGCCCCACAUGAAGGAAGCAGUCAAGGAGGCUUCGCAGGAGAACAGCAGCACGCCCGGCGUGCGCGGAGAGAGCAUAGCCACUGGCGCGAGUUCGCCGAGUGAGGCUUACGCCAACCUCUCGCUUGAGAGCGCCGACGGCUCCAUGACCGACUCCUCGGAGCGCACGCGCGUGCCUUCGUCCGACAACGGCCAGCGCCCUGCCCACCGCGCUUCUUCGCCCGCCAAACGCCUGCACUCGGACAUGGACGACGCCAGCAGUAUGGAUGUCGACUCGCCCGCUGCCGCCAACCCUCGCCGUGGUAGCAACCAGUCGAGCCCGCGGCCCACGAAGCCGCUCCCCGCUGCCACUGCCCUGCAGCGCAGCGCCCGCGCAACCUCGGUGGAGAUGGCAGACGCGUCCAGCGACAGUGACCGCCCGGAGUCUGCGUCGCCGGCAGACUUGCCCAGCCUGGACGACCAGGUUGCGGCCGUCAUGAACAUGAUGAGCGGCGAGCUCCAGGAGGGGCAAGAGGGCUACGUUGUAUCUGAAGCCUGGCUGGAGCGAGUGUUUGCUCGGACAUCGGAGGGAAAGAACAACCCGAAGGAGUACAGCAAAGAGGCUACCGAAGGCCCAAUCGGACCCGUAGACAACUCGAGACUCGUCGACAUCGAGGCUUUGAAUGCUGGCUUGGUCGACCAGAGCGGUGCGGAUUUCGUACCUUUGAGUAAAGGGUUGAUGCUGCACCAGAAUCUCGAGGUGCUGCCUGCGAAAGCCUGGGAGCUCGUGGUUCGCUGGUACGGUCUCAAGGAUGGUAGCCCUGUUAUUCGGCGUUAUGUGCAGAACACCGUGCCCGAUAAGAGCAGCACCAACCUGCUGUGGGAGCUCUACCCGCCUAUUCUUACUAUCCGCAAAGUUCGCAAGGCUGCAGCGACGCCAACAGAAGAAGCAAAGUCUGCGCAACGCAUCGUCGCUAGCAGGAGCGACAACUUCCAGAAGUUUCUUGGCGUUGCGAAGAGGGCUGCUGGUAUCGAUGUCAGUAACAAGAUGCGCGUCUGGAGGCUACUCAAUACAGCUCCCUCCGAUGAACCCCAGCCGAAGACACAGCUGCAACCAUCUGGCAUGUUGACACCCGACGCCUCACCGCGCGGCGGCUCUCCUGCUGCCGGCGAAGAGACCUUGCGCUUACCUCUGAUCAUGGAUACCGCGAGCUUCACCAGGCUAGCAGUUGGCACCGAGCGCGAGCAAGUAACAGGGAAAGACGACAAGGCCAAUGAGGACUCAAAUCCUUCAUUGUCUCUUGACGCUGCCGGCCUCACACAGGAUCAGGUCAUCGUUCUUGAAGAGGCCGACGAGAAAGGUGACUUCAUCACGGAUACGACCACAGUGUCAACGAAGUACAAGACCGCAGCACAGCUCAGGGAAGGCUUGAAGAGUGGCAACACUAGUGGCAGGAGUACGCCCACUGGCGGCCCACUCACACGAGGCAGAACGCGCAGCGGUAAGGUCCGCGGGCAGACUGGGUUGACAAAUUUGGGCAACACUUGCUACAUGAAUUCGGCGCUCCAGUGCUUACGCAGCGUGGAAGAGCUGAGCUUAUAUUUCCUCAACGACCAGUGGGAAAGGGAGGUGAAUAAGGUCAACCCCAUUGGCUACAAGGGACAGAUCGCGAGCGUGUAUGCGAAUCUGGUCAACAGUAUCUACAGUGUCAACGGCUCUUCGUCGUUCUCGCCCAAGCAGUUCAAACAGACCCUCGGUAGAGCCAACAGUCUGUUUAGCGGCUACGGGCAGCAAGAUUCGCAGGAGUUCCUGAGUUGGCUCAUUGAUGCGCUUCAUGAGGAUCUCAACCGCAUCAUCACCAAACCUUACAAGGAGAACCCUGAUUCAGAUGAUAACACAUUCCGUGAUCCGGAGGCGAUGAAGCAGUUGGGCGAGGUAUAUCGAGCGAACUACCGCGCACGCAACGACUCUGUCUCAACAGAUCUUUUCAAUGGGUUUUACAAGAACACUAUGGUGUGUCCUGAAUGCGAUAAGGUCAGCAUCACAUUCGAUCCGUACAGUCAAUUGACCUUGCAAUUACCUAUCGAGCAAUCCUGGUCACACACGAUCACCUACGUGCCUCUAUACGGCAAACUUCAGCAACUCGAUGUUGAUAUCGAUAAGAACGCCACCAUCAAAACGUUGAAGGAGUAUGUUGGCAAGCGAUUUGGCGGUGUAAAGGCCAAUCGACUUAUGGCUUCCGAGGUCUAUAGUCACAAGUUCUAUCGUCAUUUCGACGAUAAUGCUACGAUCUCUGAAUGCCAAAUCACGACCCGCGACGACGUUUACUUUUACGAACUCGAGCAUGCUCCGAGCAACUGGCCGGCCCCUAAGAAAAAGGCCAAAUACAAGUCGUUCAUGUCGCACUCUUCUGACGAAGACAUUCCCAAUUCGGCAUCUCCGCUUCACGACAAGGUGCUGGUUCCCGUCUUCCAGAGAGGGCCAAGUGCGUCAUCGUACAGGGGUUCAUCGUACGCAAUGGCACUGUGGCCUUUCCAUAUUGUUGUAACUCGUGAGGAGGCGAAGGACUACGACGCUAUUCUACGCAAAGUGCUUGCAAAGGUUGCACAGUCUACUAGCCGUCCUAUCCUUACAGAACUCGGUGGCAACUCUUCUGACCAGUCUCGUCCAGGGUCGGAUGUUGUUCUGACGACUGAAGAGGAUGCAUUACCUAACAGCGAUCCACGUGUCAAAGAUGGCUCUAUCGAGGGCGAGGACAUGGUCGAAGUAACAAUGACGGAUGCGGAGGUACCUGUUGCUGGCACCGCAGGCCACGCUGAACUUCCAGAGGUUCUUAAAGAUGGUGCCUUCAUCAAUCCAGAGUUCAGGCACCUGUUUGAGAUUAAGUACAGCCGUAAGGGUAACGAGUUUGUGCCGACCGGCUGGAACUCGAUUGAUCAUCAAAAGGCGCUAGACCCUAUCUCGAAGCGAAUCCCAGUACCUUCGGAGCGGGCAGACUCCGAACAAUCCUCCCGCGCAGGCAGCGAGUCAUCGAGCGAGGAAGACGCCAACUCGCCUCAUUCGGCGGCUGACGCUGACACUGAGGCCGCUAUCGAGGAAGCGAACGUCAGCAGCGACGAUGAGAUGCCGUCCAUCGAGCUUGUCGAACCUUCUGAGCCUUUGAAGGGCGGUCGCCAGAAAAAGAAGAGUAAGAAGGCCAGAAAACACGAGCGCAAGCUGGAACGUAAACAAAUGAACAACAAGAAUUGGAAGGCGAAGAAAACUAGGGUACCGGAACAGCCAGUUUUCGCAGACGACCGCAACGACGAGAACGAGGGUCUGAUUCGUCUCGGGGAAGCUAUUGUGCUGGACUGGAACCCAGAAGCCUUCGAUGCGCUUUUCGGCGGCCUGAAUGCAGAUGAUUCUCGUGGUAUGGAUGUGCUGAAGACCAUCGAGACAUUUGACGACCCUGAGAUCCGGGAGAAGAAGGCCAAGCGCAUUGCUCGUAAGAAGAGCGGGAUCACGCUGGAUGAGUGCUUGACGGAGACCUCGAAGAGCGAGACGCUGUCCGAAGACAACCCGUGGUACUGCAGCAACUGCAAGGAAAUGCGUCGUGCGACCAAGACUCUCGACAUCUGGACAGUACCCGACAUUCUCAUCUUCCAUCUGAAGCGGUUCAGUGGGUUCCGGUCGUUCCGGGACAAGAUUGACGACAAAGUCGACUUUCCAGUCGAGGGCCUCGAUCUCACUGGUAAGGUUGGUUUCCCCGAGGGCAAGGGCCUGGUGUACGAUCUUUUCGCGGUUGACAAUCACUUCGGUGGACUUGGAGGGGGUCACUAUACAGCCACUGCUCAAAACUUCUUCGACAAGCAGUGGUACAACUAUAAUGCAGACUCUUCAGUAUCGCUCUCGUCAGGCCGGGAAGCUGUGACCAAGGCUGCUUACUUGCUUUUCUAUCGUCGACGUUCUAGCAGCCCUUUAGGACCAGAGUCCCUUCAGAACAUCGUUCAAAAGGAUAUCGAGGGCGGCUCUGAUGAAGACUCUGAUACCGAGAACCGAUCGCGCUCACCGGCGGGAAACGGCUCGCGCCUCGGCGGUUCGUCCCGCAAUGGGUCGUCGAGAGUUGGCGCAGCAGGAGCGGGAGCCGUAGUCCUGCGCGGGGAUGGCUCAGCCCUUUCGGCAGCCGCAACCCCUCAAGGGAGCCUAGCAAAGAGCGGAGCAGAUCUCGGGAUUCUCGACGGUCAUAGUCCGCCCGAUUACUACGACGACGAAACAUUAGGCGAUGACGAGGGCUUCAGUGGUAUCGAUACUGAGGGAGGGAUGAGCGGUCCGCACGCCCCUGCUUACAUAGACGAACCGCAGUGGAGCUUCGACACCCUCAACACCCGCAGGAAUGACUCAGACGAUGCCUCGUCCAACGCACCCGCCUUGGGCUCGGACAGUGGCGAGUACCUGGCAGAGCGCAUGUUAGAGGACUUUGGCGAUGAUGAUACUACAUACCCCGGCACAUCAACGCCUUUGCACACCUUUGAACCCGUGUCCGGGGUUGAUGACGACGAUGUCAAGGAGAUCUAUAUUCCGAGCGUCUAG